GAGGAGGUGUGUCUGUGGCUGAACAAGCACACGCCUCUUGCAUAAAUACUCAACACAACUGUAAUGCUGAUCAGACGCACCAAAUUAAAGAGCUGUGUUGUCGUGCUGUGGCUAUCAGACUUGUCGCACAGUUACUUUCGGUUUGCGUGAGCGUCCUGUGCUGCCUUGGAGAGAAGGAAGACAGUGAAAGCAGAGAGAAGUCUGUGACUGUAAUUACAUUCCUCAAUCAGCAGAAUUGACAGCAGGUGUGAAUUAAUGUCUGUAUUUUCCCCGCAGAUAUACUGCCCAGUGUUUGUGCCCGGCCGAGAUAUGACUGAGGUGAUGAUGAACAGCACCACCAUGGAGGACAUGAGGCUCAGCCCCAGCAAGGACAGACUCUCCUUCCAGAUAUUCCCAGACCCUUCAGACUUUGACCGUUGCUGUAAGCUCAAAGAUCGUCUGCCAUCCAUUGUGGUUGAGCCGACAGAGGGAGAAGUCGAGAGCGGGGAGCUUCGCUGGCCUCCAGAGGAGUUUCUGGUUAGUGAAGAGGAGGAGGAGGAAGAAGUUGAGCAGAAUAAUGGCAAUAUCCCAAACGGACAGCCGACACAGAAUUCUCAGCACUAGAGGCUGUGUUGCAGCACCCAUACUCUCUUGGUCCCUCUUUCUUUCUGAUGGACUCUCCAUUCCCCACACUGGUUACACUGCACCUCAGCACUCCAACAGACUCAACUGGCAGACACACACUGAGUAUCUUGUGAUGCCAUCUCAUUUCCCUUGACACCAAAGCAUCACUCCCACAAGAGAAUCAAUACACACAGGCAACACACUCUCUCACAAAAUAAUUUAUCCUCCUGGACUGCAAACCCACCAAAACAGACUUAAAGAAUGGACACUCACGCCUCUAACCUACACUUACUUCCUACUAUGCUUACCACCGUGUGUGUCUCGGCCCAGAAAGGAUGUCCUGUUGGACAGCGGCAGCUCAGUGCUCCAUGGACAGCUCUUACACUGCAGGGGGGCUACAACUGCUCUGUACUUUACUCCAAAAUGGCUGGCGUCAUGACCCCAGAGACUUCAUACUCGCAUACAGAACGUUUGUGGUACCCGUGGGGAUUAUAGUCUACAAUGCACUGUCCAUACCUGUGUUCAGUUUCUGGAUUGAUAUGUUAAUUAUUGUGAUUGCCACUGCUGUCCAUAGAUUUGUCUGUUUCUGAGAAGUGAAUGUUUUGUGAUUUGUCUUGUUUUUUGAGAAGUGGGUGUUUUGUGUAAAACAUUACUGGGAUUUUUUUCUCCCCCUGCAAGACUUGUCUAAAAUAUACAGUGACCUUAUGUUAGGCAGUCACAUUAAAAAGGCAACCUGGAAUCAUUUUUUUUAGAAGUGAGCAGAAAGUGAAAAAAUAAACCAGUAUGCCCUGCUAUGUUUAAUUGAUACAGCCAUUGUACAAAGGCUUGUUAUGCAGUAAGGGCACAGUCAUUCUAUGAUCCUCUCAUUACAUUGGCCUCCUUUUAAGCCUUAUGACAAACAGUACUUAGAUGACAAAGCAAAAUAGUAGAACAUUGAGAAAUAAAUGUGACGCAAACAGGUUACUGUUCAAAAGGGCAAAGCUGAGUAAGGACUGAAAAUUUUUAAAUUUUGACAAAGCAGUUGAUAAAGCAAUGUACAGACCCAAUGAACGACGUGUAAAUACUUGUUUCCAAUGAGCAAAUCCCUGAGGCCUUGUAGUGCAAUGAUCUUGUUUGUACUUUGGGUUUGGUUUACUUUUAGAAAGACAAAUUGAGAAUCGCUCUGAGCUGUACACACCUGAACUGAAAGUCUUUCCUAGUCUUCCCUUAUUUUAUUUUAAUUGUGUUUCUUUUUUUUUUUUUGUGUUCGAAAACAGCCACAUUUUUGACACCGUGAAGUUCAGGUCAUGGAGAAUUCACACUGUAGGGCGGCGUUCACAUAUAAGUGAGGCAAUAGCUAAAACCGUAUUAAACUCUUUAUUCACAAUAAAAUUAGUCCUGAUGUUUGCCAAAAGCUGUUGAUGGGAAAUGUUUGUUCUCUGGUAGUAACAUCUGUCAUUUUAUUUGUUUUGUAUUGCAAUUUCAAAAGUUGGUGUUCUUUUGUUUCUCUUACAAUCAUCACUUAUCAUUUGUGGAACAAGUAUUUGUCUGUCAAUUUGUGGAAAAGAUUUCACUUUUGUGUACACUAUGAAAUACUGUUGUACAAGCAUGACUGAGAUAUGUCUGUUUUUGUAAUUUCUCAUUGAGUGGCAUUAGGGCUGUGUACAGAACAUCUCUCUCUUUCUCCUGUCUGUCACCUACAGGUCCCACAUUGUUUUUGUAAAGCUCAGGGAGAUUAGCCGCCAUCUUUCUCGUGUUUUUGUUUUUUGUAUUUAGACCACUUUACUCUGACAAUUACAGAGGCUGUAAAUAAACAUUUGAAUUUACUAUCCAA
Siniperca chuatsi (mandarin fish) is the source of this 2416-nucleotide messenger RNA. It is a transcript of the gene lbh, whose product is annotated as LBH regulator of WNT signaling pathway. Gene Ontology annotation, biological process: positive regulation of DNA-templated transcription. Gene Ontology annotation, cellular component: nucleus. The transcript is spliced from 3 exons. The record is from RefSeq and is a predicted model, not a curated record. Lineage: Eukaryota; Metazoa; Chordata; Actinopteri; Centrarchiformes; Sinipercidae. Bases 256 to 603 code for a protein of 115 amino acids.